This is a messenger RNA of Paramecium primaurelia, 254 nucleotides long. NCBI's taxonomy places the organism in Eukaryota, Ciliophora, Oligohymenophorea, Peniculida, Parameciidae. The record is from the annotation of a GenBank genome assembly.
AUGUAAUAAUCUCAAGCAAUUAACUUAAUACCUGAAUCAACAUCCUUAAUAAUAGAACCUACAGAUACAACUGGAGCAUUGUUAUUAGGAAAUAUAAGUUCAUUGACAAAAUCAUAUAAAUAAAACUAAGUUAAAGUAUAUAUCAUUUAAAUUUUAAGGCUGCAAUUACUGUUUGUGAAUUCUCAGAAUUUGAUGAUAAAAAUGUUUCUAAUUUACUCUAUACAUUUGGAUAAUCAUUUAAUUAUCAAUAUUGA